This is a messenger RNA of Trypanosoma theileri, 825 nucleotides long. Its product is annotated as Tbingi protein. The record is from RefSeq and is a predicted model, not a curated record. The annotation marks the transcript as partial. The transcript has a single exon. NCBI's taxonomy places the organism in Eukaryota, Euglenozoa, Kinetoplastea, Trypanosomatida, Trypanosomatidae.
AACCCGGAACUCACUAGAGAAGAAGAAACAGCCUUAGCACGUUUUCGCACAGGUGCUUCGCAUCGCUAUGGCUGGUUGCUGCGAAAGAUACAAACCCAUAUUCCCUCUGGUUGUCGAUGGUGCAAUCCCCAACAAAUCAAUAUGCUAGCACCCGUUAUUCCACCUGGCCAAAAAAGACCGCUCUAUGCACUAAACAAAGCAACGGAACCUGCCUCCUGCACUGAAUGCGGGGCGCAAUACUCAUGCAGGAACACCGCAGUAGUACAUAUGGUCAGUAAACACAUGGGUUCAAGAGGGCCGAUGCGUUCUGGAAGAUCAAAUUCCCCCAUGAGCCACCUCCGCCGGACAUCCCGCCAGAACCUCCGCCACUCCCACAACAUUACCCCACCUCCGGCCACAACGUUACCCCGCCCCACUUCGCCUAAAGCAAAACCUCAUCCGUUUGCCUGCAGUAUGUGUGCCCGAACAUUUCCGCUUCAAAAUGGAUUAACACGCCACCUUAGAUACAUGCACAACGUCACAUACCCUGUCCCAGAGAGAAAACGCCCGCGAGCCAACGAAUCAAUACCACCAGAAGGAUCAGCAUUUCCCUGUGACAAAUGUGAUAUGAUAGCGCGCUCUAAAACAGGUCUCAAACCUCAUAUUAGAGCACGGCAUCCUGAGGACCCCAAAAAAGGCGCACCUCGCCCUCAGCUCAUCCCACAGCCUGCUUCACUAUGCUGCGAAUUUUGUCUACGCGACUUGGCAACAUUGGAGCGCUCGCCUGCCACAAAAAGUUUAAACAUCCACCUGGAACCCCAAUUCUGCCAGCAACAAUACAAGUAG